Messenger RNA from Pygocentrus nattereri (red-bellied piranha), 948 nucleotides. RefSeq names its product phospholipase A2 inhibitor CNF-like. The transcript has 5 exons. The record is from RefSeq and is a predicted model, not a curated record. NCBI's taxonomy places the organism in Eukaryota, Metazoa, Chordata, Actinopteri, Characiformes, Serrasalmidae. The coding region runs from base 42 to 596 and encodes 184 amino acids.
UGUUCUUCCUUGUUCUUACACCAACAUCUCGGAUCCAUCCAAUGGUAGAAAUGAAAGUCGCUCUGGUGCUCGUCAGCGUGUUCUUCACUAAAGCUCUAGCGCUGCAGUGUUCCGAUUGCUUUGCGCAUUUUCCUGAGACGUGUAAUAGAACCUUGGAAUGUCCAACCGAUGUCUGUAACAGCGUCGCUGCCACCUUUAGCCUGGGUGGCGUACAGGUGGAGCACAGGGUGAGAGCUUGCCUGCCGUCGGUCUUUUGCGCCAAAGGGAGAAUAAACACAGGGUUUCUGAGCGCGACCAUCAACUCCAAAUGCUGCAAGACUGACCUCUGCAAUGACAAAGCACUGCCAGCUUUACCGAAACAGCCUCCCAAUGGGAAGAAGUGCUGCACUAAUGACAACUGCUCAGAAACCGUGAGCUGCGAGGGGGAUGAGGAUCACUGUAUUAAAGGAACAGCUGUUCCAUUUGUUUUCAGGGCUUCUCUGAAAGGAUGUGCAAGCAAGAGCAUCUGUGAGCGGCUCAAGUCUAUUCUAGAACACUUUAAUAUGAUGGCAGAUAUCAAGUGCUGUAAGGGGAACCUGUGUAACCAGGCGCUUUGAGUGAGGCUCCUCAUGGUGCUGGAGUCUCUGCUUUUCUCCAUCCUCUCUCUCUGAACGUCCUCAGAACUAGUUUGUGCUCCUUUCAGGAAACAGUGAAACUCGAGGACCAGCUUUAAUAGAGAUUUUUAAAUGCCAGCAUCACUGCUGUCCAUGUUUUCUCUACGUUCACUUCGAUCUUGUUAAGCAGUCAGUCUAAAGUGUUGUAUAAACUGCUGCUUUUAGAGAAAUAAAAGCAAUAAACUGUGUAAAGGCUGGUGGUGUAGUCCUGGUCUCUACGGGUCAGUUUAACUGCAUUAAACUGGGUGAGAGGCUUCCUGCCUUCCAAAAUAAGCAAAUAAAUACAAAGACUCUU